Paramecium primaurelia is the source of this 523-nucleotide messenger RNA. NCBI's taxonomy places the organism in Eukaryota, Ciliophora, Oligohymenophorea, Peniculida, Parameciidae. The record is from the annotation of a GenBank genome assembly.
AUUUAAUGUCUGAAGUAGAAGAAAUUAAUUUGGAAUAAAAUAUCAAAAAGCCAAGACAUUAAAGACAACAAAAUUAAUCUAGGCGCAUUAGAAAGACAAAGAAUAACUUUAAUAGACCAAGAAAUAAUUCAUAAAAUAGAAAUAGAGAUAGAUAAAGAAGGAAUGAUUGGAGAUAAUAAAAUGGAGCCAAUUCUAGAGAUUUAUAUGAAAUUGAUAUUUACAAUUUUCUAGCUAAGAAUUAAAUAUCUGACCUUAUGGUAUUUAGAUUGCAUAAAGUUAGAGCGAUAUAAGAUCUAGAUGUGGGAAUUUGGUUAAACUUCAUAUUAUUGCCAAUAAUAUAUAAGAAAAUGAGGCUGAAACAAAAGUAUAUAUUUAAUUCAUUAAAGGUAGUUUUGAAAGCUUUUUUCAAAGAUUAAAAGUCAGCUGAGGAAUGUGAAUUUCAAUACAACGAUGCCAAACUUGAUGAUUUAUCAUUAAGAACAGAACGAAAAUAUUGAUAUAAAAAUUAUAUAUUAAAUGAGAU